Xenia sp. Carnegie-2017 is the source of this 1440-nucleotide messenger RNA. RefSeq names its product transmembrane protein 161B-like. The transcript is spliced from 8 exons. Lineage: Eukaryota; Metazoa; Cnidaria; Anthozoa; Malacalcyonacea; Xeniidae. The record is from RefSeq and is a predicted model, not a curated record. The coding region runs from base 1 to 984 and encodes 327 amino acids.
AUGGUUGGUUCUGUACAAAUGCGAUAUUUUAGACGUGUUUUGUUUCUGCUCACGGCUUCCUAUUGGUCGGGUGAUGAUUCAGGAGAAAAAUCUGUCUGCUUGACAUUUGGUGUUUUUUUCUUUGUUCUGGCGAUGGCCAUUUUGGUAGUCGAUGAAUCUAUGUUGGAGUUCAAUUUGGACUCGGGUUAUGAAAUAUUUUCUGAAGAAGCUGAAUUAUUUUUGAAGAAACAAGGAUUCACACGAGAAGGUGGAUCCGCUCCAAUAUGGAUUUUCAAACUCGCGCUCGCUGUUAUCUCGGGAAUUAUCGGAGCCUUUCUCGGCUUUCCUGGCAUUAGAAUAUCAAUAAUGUUCUUGGAUUUGAUAGAGCAAUACAAAUCUAACAGGUUGCUUCUUGUCCUUUUUUAUGUAAAUUUCUUCGCUCCUCUUUGUCUUGUUUUAUUGUGGAUCAAACCCUUGGCUCGCGAAUACUUCACGAGCAGGAAUAAUUCAUUUUCAGUAUCGGACUCAAACUUUGAUAACAUUCGCAUUGGAGUCAUCUUACUUUGUUGUCUUAUGCGGUUUUUCCUUACCAAAAUGCAUCUACAGGCUUUCUUAGACAUCGCCAAAGUUAAAGUGAAUAGAAUGAAAAGGGAAGCGGGCAGAACGAAUAGUUCUGCUUUGCAAAAAAAGAUUUUUAGUGUUUUUUAUUAUUUAUCUGUGGCUUCUCUUCAAUAUUUGACUCCAGUUAUCCUUUUGGUCUUUCUGACGAUAUCUUUAAGAACAGCAGGUACUACCGACUGGGAGUCGACCAAUGCUUUAAUGAAACGUCUUCAGAAAUCAAUGCUUGUUUCAAAUGUCACGGUGAACGAUGUUCAAAAUCUACGUCACGUGUUCGUGUCGGAACUUGUCAGAGCUGUGACGUCAUAUUUCACGUGGUGGAUAUGCCUGGCGAUGUUUAUGACGUCUGCUUUUGGUGUUGUCUAUCAUCAGGUGUUUUAUGUAUAGAUGUGUACACUGACGGUAAGAAAUAUGGUUAUUUGUAUUGGAUUGGGAUGGAUUAUGUUGAAGUCGGAAGCUCUCGGCAGAAUUCGUAGGUAACCGACUUGUUGGCAAAUUUUAUCAUAGCUUACUCAAAUUUUAUCAAUCAUAGUCUGGGUAAUACAGUAACGCUCUGUAAUGUCCGACUGGCCAAUUUUGAGGAUUUUUGGCAAAUUAGAUUUUAUAGAUUUUGAAUACUAUAUGAACAAAUCGCCGUGCUAUAGUUAUAUUUUAUCAAUGAAUAUUGGAUAAUCAUCACAAUCAAUAUUACUUUUUGAUUGUGUUCAUCUACGUAACACAAACUUUGAAUGUCAAUUGUUGUCUUUUUGUUUUACUUAUGCAGACUUUGCUGUCUUUUGCUUUGCAACUUCCUUUUAGUAUUUUGUACAUUUGAGAUAUUUAACAAUUAGAUUACUAGCUCGA